This is a messenger RNA of Haliotis rubra (blacklip abalone), 3219 nucleotides long. Its product is annotated as ubiquitin-conjugating enzyme E2 W-like. The transcript is spliced from 6 exons. The record is from RefSeq and is a predicted model, not a curated record. Bases 13 to 468 code for a protein of 151 amino acids. Lineage: Eukaryota; Metazoa; Mollusca; Gastropoda; Lepetellida; Haliotidae.
CAAACGUCAGACAUGGCUUCAAUGGAGAAGCGGCUACAGAAGGAGCUGCAGGCGCUCCUCAAGGACCCACCUGUCGGGGUGAACGUGGACACAGACAGCAUCCAGAAGAACCUAUCAGAGUGGAUUGUCUACAUCAACGGUGCUCCUGAAUCUCUGUAUGAAGGCGAGAACUUCAAGCUUCAUUUCAAGUUUGGCUCAAGGUACCCCUUCGACUCUCCCCAGGUGACAUUUAUCGGGUCCAACAUCCCUGUUCAUCCACAUGUAUAUAGUAAUGGCCAUAUAUGUCUGUCUAUCCUGACGGAGGACUGGUCGCCAGCGCUGUCGGUGCAGGCGGUGUGUCUCAGUGUCGUCAGUAUGUUGUCCAGCUGUAAAGAAAAGAAGAGGCCCCCUGAUAACGCAAUAUAUGUGAAAACAUGCAGCAAAAACCCAAAGAAAACAAGGUGGUGGUAUCAUGAUGACUCUGUAUGACACAACAUCGUGGCAGUGUCUCUUGUUUAGUGGUACUACACGUGGGCCUGGCAAGUAAUCCGUGGGCAACACCACCUCCUCCUGGCUCGCUAGACAUAUCAGCAGGCUGGGGUCUCCUGUUAUCAACACUUGCUUCAGUCUUACACACUCUAUGUAUCGCCUCCUACCGGAACACAUUGUUCGAGAAUGCAGAUGAAGGCACAGGUUCUGAAGAACAAAUUUCAUAUUUUUUCGGUGUUUUGAUAGUUUUAACACAAGUUUUACCAUCACAUCGCCGAUUUGUAACCAUAAGUUAUUUCAAAUUGAAAAAGGUAUUCUAUACUGUUCAAAUGUGUAUCUUAGGUAUAUAGUCCUGGUGUUAUGUAUUGUGAAGGGAGAUAACUCUGUAAUCUGCCAAGGGAGAUAAUGUUGUUGGCACUACUGAAGAAAGAAACCAUGGGUUUCUGGUAUUGAUUUUCUUGCACCAAUCGAAGGUUGAUGUGUGUAUGUGAGCUGGAAAUGUUUACACCAUCAUGACCUAUGAACAAAUGUUUUUAAGUACGUUUUCAGUGAUGUGUUUUUCACCGCAGCUUUCAAAUGUUGAAUUGUUCGGUUCAAGUUAUUCGUCUGAUCAUACUAGAUAGAAUUUUGGUUUUCAAAUCAAACAAGCUGCAAAUAUUCAGGUACAGACACUUGGAGUGUAUAUAUGUAUUCAACUAUUGAUGUACUGCACUUGUUUACAAUAUGAUUGUACCAUAUUGAUAGGAAUUGAAAUAGAAUUGUCGAUAGGACACAUGAAAAUUGACAGUUUCAAUAGUUGCAGUGUUAUAAAUGUAACAUAAAUUAUGCCGAUUUCAAGCCUCACUGUGUGUUGGUUAGCAAUGAUUACAACUCCAUAUUACAGUUACUUCCCUUUGAUAAUAAAGGCAGGUACUUUUAUAGAUGACAGUAUCUUUGUACUGUUAAACAGUUCAUAUUUCCCUUUGACCGGGGCAAAGUGGAAAAUGGCCGACUUUGUCAUUGUCAGUAGUACUAAAUUCUUUUACACUAGUUAAUAUAAUGCUGAAGCCUUUAAGUUGGUUUGAUGCAGUCACACUGCUAUAGCAGUAGUUGAUAACUAGCGCAGUACUAUUGUAAUAUAGUGUGGGCUACUAUUGCAAUGAAAUAAAUAGCCCUAAUAGCCCUCAGAAAUACCUUCUCUUUUUGUUAUUUUGAAUGAACGAAACUAUCAUUUCCUGGCUUGAUAGAAAUGACGUUAUGUAAAUAGAAAAUAUCAAAUUUUGGGAUUGCAUUGCGGUAGACGAUCGGAAGAUUACUGUUGCAAUGAAAUAAAUAGCCCUAAUAGCCCUCUGAGAAAUACCUUCCGUUUUUGUUAUUUUGAAUGAACAAAACUAUCAUUUCAUGGCUUGAUAGAAAUGACGUUAUGAAAACAGAAAAUAUCAAAUUUUGGGAUUGCAUUACGGUAGACCAAUCCGGAAGGGUACUCUUGCAAUGAAAUAAAUAGCCCUAAUAGUAAUAGCCUUCUGAGAAAUACCUUGCUUUCAUGUUCAAUUCCUCUGACCUACAUAUUUGAUUAUGAUUGACAGAUUGAAACAAGAAGCAAAAUCUUAAAACAUUUAUUGAAUGUACGCAAAAAAAAGUUAAACACACAAUGGUGAAAUAUUUCAUAAAUUUGACACAUCUUUUGAAUGUUAUUUAUUAGAUGACAGAACAAUGUUGUGGUUGUCGGUAAAGUGUUUUUUUAAAGGUUUUGAUGAGAUAAUUGUUAUUUUUCACAUGGUAUUUAUUUCUUGUUUACAGUGCAUUAGCAGAAAGAUUUUCUGCUAUUUGGUUUGAUCGAUUCCUUUCUCUAUAACAUCUAAUACCCCAGUAUAAUACUCAUCUUUUUCAAGAUCUGACCUCAUAGGUCACACCAGGUGAACUUGCUAAAUGCCCAGUUGGAGCUACUGUUUUUCAAUUCUUGGUAUGAAUGAGCAAAUCAUUCAGACAAGUGUGACCGAUUUCUGUGUCUUAAAAUUAAAAAAAUAGAGAGUUCUGACUUUAAAAAGAAUAAUGAUAUGUUAUUGUAGACUUUUUAGCAUCUUGUUAUUUUGAAACAUGUGGGAUCUACACUCGAAAGGGUGUACUUUGAAGGUAUUGUUUUGUUUGUGGAUUUCCUUUCAGACUGAACAUUUCUGAAUUGUAGUGUAAAGAAAUAACGCCAACUUAUUUUAGUAAGCAGGCAUCUGAUUGGCUCAAUAACCAAUAAAGCCAUCUUAUUUCAGUAAGCUGACAUCUUAUUAGCUGAAGAACCAUUAAAGCCAACAUGUUUUAUUAAGCUGACGUCUGAUUGGCACAUGACACUUGAUUGGCUCAAGAACCAAUAAAGCCAACAUAGUUCAGUAAGCUGACUUCUGAUUGGCUCAAGAACCAAUGAAGCCAAAUAGUUUAGUAAGCUGACUUCUGAUUGGCUCAAGAACCAAUGAAGCAGUUUAGUAAGCUGACUUCUGAUUGGCUCAAGAACCAAUGAAGCCAACACAUUGGAUUGGGCUUUCAUUGCUUUCAAUGUCCACUCAGGACUCACAUUGCCCGUCCUGCUAUGGAGAUCUCAGAUCUUAAUACAAAGAAAAAGAUUAUUUGUGUAAAACAUCAGUGUACUGACAUUGCUUUCAUUCGGAAGCCAUCCUGUAACCUAUACCCUUAAACAUCAAGUCUUACAACUUGUCCUGGCUGUACCAUCUUCAAACUGUCUGCUGUUAAUGUCCAAAGCUGAAACGUAGUGGGAAUUUCAUU